Paramuricea clavata is the source of this 10716-nucleotide messenger RNA. NCBI's taxonomy places the organism in Eukaryota, Metazoa, Cnidaria, Anthozoa, Malacalcyonacea, Plexauridae. The record is from the annotation of a GenBank genome assembly.
AUGCUUUUGUCUUUAGAAAGAAAAGAGUUAGUAAGCUUGAUGAAAGAUCAUGAAUCAUCAAUAUGUUCUAUAUCAAUCCAUGCAUCUGGACGACAUGCUUUGACCACAGCCAAUGAAAUUGCUCAAAUCUGGGAUCUUGAUACUUUCACAAAGAAAAAGACCUUGAAUGGUGCACAGACUGUUGGUAUUCAGCAGGUGGGGUGAGGUUCAAGAAUUCUACAUUUUGAAGUCUUAAAGUUUGUAGUGAAUCACCAUUUUGAUGAAUUGCCAUGGAUCACGUCUUUCAGGCAUUUAUUUUUUACGUUAUAGGAACCAAUAAACGUUGGUAUUUCCCCACCAAGCAACUAUUUUCCACCAUGCAAAUUUAAGCCCUGGUCAAAUAAGGAUGAGUCGUCUCAUUGAGAGUUGGCAAGCGAGAGUUUGCAUGAGGGUGUUCUCAACUUUCAUGCCCCAGUCAAACGAGAACAACAGUUGCAUGAGAGUUGACCGAAUAUUACCGCGUGCGUAAAAUUGAAGAUAAGUUGCAACUCUUAUCAAACCUUAUCUAUUUUUCGGUUGGACUGGAACACAACUUGAAUGUGAAUUAGAAAGCGCGUUCGGAACGCGGGGGGGGACAGAUGGAAUGCGAGUGAAACGCAUCGGGAAACGCAUUCCGGUCCUGUUCUUAAGGUCGUGGUACAAUUUUUUCUACAACUUACAACGCAAUGCCUCGUGUAACAUCAUGGCCUUUACUGCGUCUUUUGAUCUAUUCGGCCAACAGUUGUUUUCGUUACUUUCUGUUCAAGUAAACACGUUUCACCUCGCAAGAAUCUUUCAUUACUUUACAUCAGACUGUGACAUGAUUUUUUAGGUGUUCUUUCUGCCCUUGAGUAACACGAUAAUCUCGAGUUUCAAAGACGACAGUAUAUUUGCUUGGGAUUUUGAAAGCCUUGUGUGCAAAUAUCAGUUGCCCGUACCUGAAGGACCUGCGCCACAUUAUCGAGCCUUUGCCACACCCAGAGAUGGAAGAUUGCUUGCUGCCGGAGGAAGGUAAUGAAAGGGGGAGGGGGUUAGUUUAAACAUUUCACUACAAGGUUUGAGACUUUGAGUACAGUGGUAGGGUCUCAGUUAUACCUGACAGUGUUUUCGUCAUACUUUAUAUCCACGGUUUGUGCAUAAAGUACGCUGGAUUUCGGCGGUAUUUCGGAUUUUGUAGUUUCAUGGGCGCUACCUCAAGUCAGAUUUGUCAGAUUAACUAUUGCCUAAAAACCUAUUGCCUAAAGACUAGCUAUGAAGGAGAAAUGUUUACUGGACAUUUUUUUUGCUCAUUUUAAUCAGCGUUCAUCCCACUGAUACACACCUUCAAAGUAACAAAUAUUUCUUUGAUAAGAACUUAAAGUAUACUGCAACUGAGCUUACCUUCUUCAGCUAAUUCACCAAGAAAAGCUGUCAAUAAUUCUAAAUGCUGUCAAAGUACGCUGGAUUUCGGCGGUAUUUCGGAUUUUGUAGUUUCAUGGGCGCUACUUCAAGUCAGAUUUGUCAGAUUAACUAUUGCCUAAAAACCUAUUGCCUGUAGACAUGAAGGAGAAAUGAAUUUUUUUUGCUCAUUUUAAUCAGCGUUUAUCCUAUUGAUACACACCUUCAAAGUAAGAAAUAUUCCUUUAAUAAGAACUUAAAGUAUACUGCAACUGAGCUUACCUUCUUCAGCUAAUUCACCAAGAAAAGCUGUCAAUAAUUCUAAAUGCUGUCAUAAAUUAUUUCCUUAGACUUAGUAACAAUAUCCCUGCAUUGUAAGUACCAUUGAGACUCGCCCAUCUACCAAAAAUAUUUCAGUGUAUGCGUCCACUUACAGAUCACAUUUUCUUCAUAUCUGGACCUUGGAGUCCAAGACAUUGUUACGAAUCAUUGAUUUACCAACUAAAGUAAGGAUGGUGAAACAACUAGAGUUCCUCGCUGACAGUUUUGAUGGCGGAUCCAGUCAGACUGUUGGCAUUCUCUCUCAGGAUGGCAUCAUUCGCUUUGUUAAUAUUCAUACUUGCAAGUUGGUGUUUGAAGUUGGAUCACACGAGAAGGUAUUGUACUCGGUUGAAAGUUGUCACUGUGAGUGACUUAAGUCUGGUCCCCACUUUCUGUACAUAACAUACGCUUCAGCCUAUGGUGCUUAAUAUUUCAGCGAAUUAACUCGUUCAGUCUCAGUCCAAAUGGUUCUGACAUGGCAUGUAUUAUGGACAGUGGUUGUAUCAACAUUUACAGUGUACCAGCUCUGACCAGCCACUUGAAACAGGUAGGGUACAUAAUUCCUUGUUUUUAAUAUACAGCUACUAAUACGGCUACCCCGUUAAGGCCCAUUUCCACUCAAGAAAAUUUACCACGGACAGAAAAUUUUCCGAAAAUAUCAUUGUUAAAAGUUGAAAAUUUUCAACUUCAAAAUUUUUUUCACUGAAGGAAAAUUUGUGCCGGCCAAUCACAUUUUACAAAAUUUUCUUUCAGUGGAAAAUGUUCCUGAGUGGAAAUAGGCCUUUAUUACGGUAACAUUUUUUGUUCCGGAAAAAUACCAAUCUAAAGCAUUCUUUCUGUAAUUCGGUCACCUUAAAAUACAAUCAUCAUGCACUUUUGUCUAAACUGUUCUUUCAAGAGAUCAAGUAUAAGAGCUGUCGUAUUGGUUAGAGCACUGUACAGGAAUCGUAGGUUCGAUUCCUGUCAGAGAACCUGAAGUUUCAUUUUUCGCAACUGUUCCUGAUUAGGUUUAAAAGUGAGAAGUGUAUAGAAAUUUAGUAAUUUACGUUGGAGAAUGGACCAUUUGCAUUAUAGACUAAAUUUCGGUCUAGACAAAAAUUUCAUCACAGCUUGAAAGAGCAUCACAAAAUUAGUAAUAUUCCAAAGUUUCGUUGCGAAAUGUUGUAAAAUGCGGAUAAUAUAGCCUUGCGAAAUUUGCAAUUUUCAGUCAUUUUAUAUUACAAAUGGGAAAUUGAUGCCCAAACACCCGAUUGGGCUGUCAAUUUCCCGUGCGUAAUACAAAAUGACUGAAAAACGGCAAACUUCGCAAGGCUAUAUUAUCCGCAUUUUACAACAUUUCGCAACGAAACUUUGGAAUAUUACUAAUUUUGUGAUGCUCUUUCAAGCUGUGAUGAAAUUUUUGUCCAGAUUUGUCUAGAUCAAAAUUUAGUCUAUAAUGCAAAUGGUCCAGUCCAUCUGCAAAAACACAUUCACUAUUAUUAUAGUUUUAUCGCACGAGAUGCUCAGAAUCUCGAUAUUUCAAACUCAUUAAUUUAUUGAAUUCCAGGCGCCAGCCCCAGUGUUUAAAACUUUAGUGGACGAUCGACUACGCAAGAAAGGUGGCAAUUCAACGAUACAGUCGACGUCCAUGGAGGACUCCAAACAAAACAAAGGGAGAACGUCGUUCUCGAAACAAAAGAAAACUGUUAAACCAACCUGGUUGAAACCAUCGGAGUCGACGACGGAAGACGAGCAGGUUUGUGGUUGAGAAAUAUUUAGUAGUUGGUAAAUUGUAUUAAACACAUUGAUAGUUCAUGAAGGCAAUUCAAAAGAAAUCAGUAUUUAAUGAUGUGUUGUAUCCACAUACAAUAUACAAAAUUCGCCUGAUUCCAAAAACUUUUUUCUCGAUUUUCUUGGUUCAAAUAAUUUCUUUUUUGAACAAUUUCUUAAAACACACUACUGUUUCACGAUUUACAGGUACAUUCACGUCCCUAUCAGGCAUACUGUACAACCUCUCGAGUUCGUAUAUCUGCUACAACACGACCGUUCAUAAUUAAAAACAUAAACGUUCUCUGACUAAAAUUUUUUAUUUAAAACGAGCUUUCGACUACCUAACUGUAGUAAAUAAAAAAUUCGACUACCUAACUGUAGUAAAUAAAACGAGCUUUCGAAUUUUAGUCAGAGAACGUUUAUGUUUUUAAUUAUGUCUAAACCUGGCUACGCUAUCUCCAUAUUUUCACGACCGUUCAUGCUGUACAUAUACAAUAGUACUUACUAGUGCAGGUACGAUUAGAAUUUGUAUUUGUUUAGAGUACUGCAACUGAUGGUCUUAGUCACAGCCGACUUAGAGCAAUCCUUAGGGGAUAUGGAGAAUACCCCGCAAAAUAUAGGUAGGUUUACAGAGCAUUUAUGUAACAUAUUGUAACUAUAGUUACUUUACCUAUACUGGAUAGCUCUUUCAGUUCUAAACUAUUCCUUUUUGAAAUCCAGUAACAGUAUAAACGUCAUUCUUCAUCACUUCACCAAUACUUCUUAGCAAAACAAUAAAAAGUGAGGUAAAAAUUUCGUCAGUUCAUAAACACUCUAAUCAGACAAUUGCAUAUUGCAGCUAGGAAUCGAACCUGGGUCGACUCAGGAAUGAAAAGCAUUGUGGCACCAACCAGGGUCUUAGCUAGGAUUUUAGAUCUUGGGCGUGUUUCUAAUGACCAGGGCGUGCACAUGUCAAUUACCUUGAAUAGCAAAAUCACGGUUCUAGUUAUGCUCGCCAACAAUAAUGCUUGUGGUUGUUCUUUGCUAAUUUGCAACCAACCACAAGGCGAGCAUACACUCAUAUUUCGCACUGACAUUAAAAUAUUUAAGUUAUUUCAGCAACUGUUUGGGGUAUUUAAAACCAUUUUAACACCAUACAGUUCCCAUUAUCCAUCAAAAUAAUAAAACAUUACGAAUCACUUUUGCCAAUUGAACAACAACAGUAUAGAUUUUACAAACUUUCUUACGACGUAAAUAGGAAGAAGUUGAGUCUGAAAUUCUGUCUGUUGUAAGUGGCACCACCUUAGUUUAUGAACCUAUACACGGCCUUAUAUCAAUAAUGAAGCCGCGUUCAUUUUAUCUAGCCGUGUUUUUCCGCUUUCGGCCGCGAUAACACGGCCAACACGGCCCUCUAGCUAAGACCCUGGCACCAACAUCCAUAUUCCUAUAUAUACCGCAUGAGCUCGAGCGUUUGUUUCUUCCUAGAAUGUUCAUAUGGCGAAGUCUUCUACAGCUUCCAGAGAACCAUGCUGCAUUCUGUAGUUUAGUUGACAAGGGAACUCAUUCAACGUUUGUCACACUUCAUGAAAACUACCCAAUCAAGAGUAGAAAGCUUUUGCGUGUUCUGCAAAGGUUAGUAACAUUCAAGCCCCGCUUGUUUGAAAUGUAUGCUAGUUUUAAAAACACUGCGUUGCUGGCCUUGGAUUGCAUGCUUUAUUAUACUGUACAUUUGAAAAAUACAAGAACCAUCCAUCCCUCUCUAUUUCCCACUACAGCCUUAUACUCCUUUUUUAAACCUAGAAUUCUCUCUGCCUUGGCUCAUUGGUCAGCUGUUUUUGGUGAGACCGAGUUUCUUCCUCUUCUUGUGUUUCCGUUUGUUAAAUUAUUUCAGAACAACCAGUUGAUAUGCUUUGAAGUUGUGGCAACUGUCCUAGGUAAGAAUCUAAUAUAAUUAAUCUAAUGUAGUUGUGUGUGAUAUUAUAAUCGAUAAGCUCAUAACAAACUUCGAAGUUACAGGCUGUUCCGUACAUUUAAGUUGUCCCACUCUGAUAAUUAGAGGCAGGGGGCUAUCCCCCUCGAACCCCCCCCCCCCACCCAUUUUCACCGCUAGGUGGAGCAUUCCUCCUUUGUAGGCAUCUCAAUAGAGAUUACUCUAUCCAAUUUUCUAUUUCAUAUUCAGUAAAAUAUUUACCUCACUAAUUUGCAAACCUUUUGUUUAUCUUGCAGUAAACUGGUGUCAGAAUUGGUUUGAAUUUUUUCCCAAUCCUCCAAUCAACUUAUUGAGCAUGGUAGAAAAUCUUCUCGUUCAUCAUGACAAGAAUCUCUUACAGCAUCUUGUUCAAGCUGACGUCAAAUCCCAGGUAUUUUUUAGGUAUAUGUUUAUCUCUCUCACGCAACCUAACUACAAACUAAUUCUGUUCUGACUAAUUUCUAGAUAUAUUGUUGGCCAAUAAUCGAAACACUAUUUUCUGAAGUUCUUACAAAGGAGGAAUGGCUACGUAUAUGGGAUCAUAUCUUCAGUAAUCAUCCGUCAUUUCUGUUAUUUCUUGUCGCUGCUUAUCUUAUAUGUUCAAGAAAAGUUCUCAUGCAAUGUACAGCUAAAGAAGACUUUGAGGUAUCCUGUUUGAUAUCAGAGUACCCAGCCUGCAGUUUAUGCACGAUGACCCAUAUAUGUGUUACCAUAGCUGUAAUUGUUCAGUAUAUGGCCAGUGCUUUACCUUCAAGUGUGUGCGUUGUGUUUGUCUAAUGACUAAUUGUCUCCUUGUAGUAUUUCGUUCACCAUCGCAAUGCCUGCGAUAUUUCUGCUGUCAUUCAAGAGGCUUAUCACCUUCAGAAUACCACGCCAUCUGAUAUUGAUCCAGGGAAAAUGUUGGAAGAAUUUAAACCUCUCACCAAAGGACAGUAUCCGGUGUUUAAUAAAUAUCCUAAGUUUAUUGUUGAUUAUCAGGUACGUUGCUGACGCUCGUGUAUGUUAGCUUUAACCCAUUAAGUGGCAGCACUUCCCUUGUGGUGCAUCAGGGCGAACUGCCACUUAAAGGAUUAAUACAUAAUCUUGAAGAAGUCUGGAUUGGCUUUACUAUAGGCGGUGUCUUACCCUCAGCGUAUCUGUACUCAAAUGUUGACACUGUUUCCAACAGGUUCAAGAACGAGAACGAAUACGGCAAGAAGAGUUAGAAUAUCUUCAACAAAGGUAAAUCACUAUAUCUCAUCAAAACAAUGUUGUUUUAUGGUCCUUAAUGGACUUCUACUCUAGAGAGAACGUUUAGAACUAAUAAAGCUAUCCAGUAUACAAAUAGAGAAUAAUACAUGGGUGCGCGGAAAUACCAGAUUUAUUUCGAGUGUUGAACUAGUCCAGUCCCAGACCCUAUUCUCGCCACACGGCGCGGCGGAGAAGGAGGGUCCAGAAGAAUUUGCAUGCGCAUGCGUCAACUUGUCCAAUCAAAACGGUUGCGAUUGACUUCCGGGAGAAGGGAAAACCCUUACACCUGUUAAACGCGCGCGCAAAACGUAAACAACUCAGAGAAAUAAAAAAUGUCAGGUGAAGUUCGAUGUCGAAUAUGCAAUGGAGUCUGUCCGCCCGCUAGGAGAUAUGUACUUUACAAUGCAGAAAAUGAUUAUACAUCAACAGCGAUGCUGUUUUUCAAGGCAUAUGGUCUGUCUAUUAGACGAGACAAGCCUGGAUUGUCUCGCCAUUGUUGUCGAAAUUGCCGAAAUAAUGCGAAUAGGGCCGUCGAGAAAAUUAAAAGUUAUAAGGAAAAUAUUAGUCCUCGAGGGAAAAGAAAAACAAUACCAUCCUCGCCAAAUUCGAUUAGAUCUCCACCAUCGAAAACAUCGAGACCUAACGAAAGAAAUUGUAGUUUCAGCCAGAUCAUUGCAGUUUUCCAACGACAAAGCACAGGUACGACGACAUUAUUUAAAUUUUAUUAUAAAAAGACCAGUCUUUUGCCGAAGAAAUAUGCAACUAUGUAUAUACUAACUGAAAUCGGUGUUUACUAAAUAUUGCUGGUAUGAUAUCCCAAUAUUGUCCGAGUGAGACUGUUUAAAAAUACUUUAUUUGUUAUAGCUAGAAAGUUAAACUUGUCAAAUUACACGUACGAUAAUUGCAAUUUUGCAUCGCUGUAACAAAUAAGAGUUAUUGUGACAAAUAUUGUAUUGUGACAAAAGAUAGGGUAAUUAAAUAAAUUUCUAUUUGAUACGCAAAAAUAGACAAGCUUUCUUUUACUGCAAACACUUUAAUUUUAUAUAAAUAUAAUGUGGUCGUCAUAAAGUGCUUUACUCCUGGUCUUGCAGCCUUGGAUGUGUUAAUUAUUGUAAUUUUUGCACUAAUAUUUUAACACAAAAUUAGGACGAAUAAUCCAUAAACUUAUUACAGACAAUUCACGCCAUUAAACCAAAAAUAUGAAGAAGUAGUAUACAUUGUAGAGGAGAUAACCGAACGUAUUUACUGUGUAGUUUCAUCAUCUUGUGUUUCUUUAUAUGACUUCGAGGGUGUAAUUAUCUAAAUGUUUGUUAUCAUGUUCAUUUAGCCAUCCCAUUCUAAUGCAGCAAACACGACAUCAAGUGUGAGCACGACGACAUAUCUUUCCUCACCCUGUCAAACAUUUACUACAGUUUAAAAUAAAUCAAGUGAGUUCAGAGUAGGUUACUGUAUAAAGUUACUUAUUUGCAAGGCUAAUUAUAUAACGUGAUGAACCAAAGUGUAAAAAAAAUUUGCCCUAUCCAAUCGUUGGUUAUCUCGCCACAUUUUCAAUAAUUUCAAUAAUCCUUUAAAACUUAGUAUAAACAUAUGACAAUUAGCCAAAUUCUCUUGCAAUAGAAUGAGGCUCUGUAGUCAAGGGAAAGCACUUUGGCUAAUUUAUUUAUUAAAUUAUUAAAAUAUCUAGCAUAGACCUACCAUUGUAGUACACAAUGUGCCUCAUCAAUUGCCACACAAACAAUAUGCUCUUUCAGUUCCCUCAGAGUCUCCCUUACAGUCAAACUGGUAAAUGCCUCAGGGGAUAACAAAGCGAUUUUGAUGUUCGAUUUUCCACGUCGAAGGUCCUCAACUUGUCGGUCUUUAAGAUCGGUGAGCUUGACGCUAUGUAUUCCUCGUUCGGCCAUUUUAGCCAUCUGAUCAUCCAUGAGGGAAAUUAGGGGUGAAAUCAAAACGACGAUAGAUGAACGGCAAUCGUUGUUUGGUGACGAUCGCAGAGCAUCGCAAACAUAUGGAAAGAGCGUGUAAAUCAGCGACUUUUCGAAACCAGUUCUCAGAUGAACGAAUACAUCUUUACCGCGAGACAGGUAAUAGAUCGCUUGCAAUUGCUCAAACUUCGGCAAAAAAUUAUAUUUACACAUUUCCAUGGCAAACUUAACGGCUUCAACAAAUUCUCUGCCAAAAAUAUGAAGAAACUUGUUCUCAAUCAGCGCUGCAAGAGUAUCAGAACUUUCCUUUGACAUUGCGGAUUUUCCCCACAGUAAACAGAGCUUAGCGACCUGGCGACCUCCACAUAUGUGUGGUGGUAGUUGACGCAUGCGCAUGCAAAUUCUUCUGGACCCUCCUUCUCCGCCGCGCCGUGUGGCGAGAAUAGGGUCUGGGACUGGACUAGUGUUGAACAUGAUAUCUCACGAGUGAGCGCAGCGAACGAGUGAGAUAUCAAGUUCAACACGAGAAAUAAAUCUGGUAUUUCCAAGCACCUAUAUAUGUAUUUUUCUGUUUAUUAUAUAAACAAAAUUCAGUGAAAAGCAUAAAACGUCCGUAGCAAUGCGUUUUACAACAAAUGAUAUUUUCACAUGUAAAAGUAUCGUAUUUUUUACGUGUGUUUAAAUACGAUUUUUCUCAGUGGCCAAAAACUCUAUAUAAUUAAUAACACUUAUGUUUAUAUAAUAAAUAAUGUUAUUGUAGUCUAGUUUAGAUUUCCUCCAUGUAUAGUAACACUGGAUAAAAACUGCAUGGACUUCUAGGGUUAACAGUUUAAAACUGUCGAGAUAUUAUUAGAUUAUUGCUGCCUAAUGAAGAUACAUGCAUUUCAUCCUAGGCAACUGGCUGUAGAAUUAAAGAAGCAAGCUGAAGAAAGAAAAGAGGCAGAAGAAGCCUUUUAUCGUAAUCAGGAGUUGAUGAUGGAGGCUGAAAAGCAAAGACGAGAUCUCAUCUUACUGGAAGAGCAAAAACUAGCUGAUCAGAGAGUCAGGUUGGUAGUCUGUUGAAAUUUUUCAGCGAGUAAGGACUAUAUAAGAGUAUUGGAAAGCUGUGAUGUGAAGAAUAUACAGUACAACUACCUGAACGAUGUUUUUCGGGUAGGUGAAUUAUCCUAAUUCAGUGUAUCAAAAAAGUAGACAAUUUUGAAACGGCUUUCAAUUUCACAAAUCCUUUCAUUUCAUGAAAUUUUUGAUAAAUCUAGAUUGUUUGGGUACUUAUAUACUAUAAUGUAGAAUAAAAAAAAUUGUCGUAAAAAUCAAUUUUACAGAGCAGGAGGGUGUAUUUUUUAGCAGCAUUAAAAAUUGCUUGCGUGCGAAAUUUAAAAGUUUAAAACGCAUUGUCUAUACUUUUUUUAUACACCCGGCUGUAGAUUUUAUGUAGUACGAAAUCUAUAAAGUGCACAAACAAUGCAUGAAGCACACAUACAGUAUGUCAUCUGCCUCGUACCCAGGCGCUUUGGCGAUCAAAUUAAUCCACGCGGCCCACGCAAAGGCCGCGCAAACCAUAGAACAACACAUAGCGCCUGGGUACGAGGCUUGUAUGUCAUUCACUCUUGUUUUAGUAGUUUAAAAUUAAAAACAAAACAAAAAAAACGCCUUGAAUCACCGAGUGUUAUUUGUCUAUGUAAAAGGCUUGCAAUCGAUUACAUUUUGUAUGCUUUAAUCUCAUGCAGGUUACAAGCAAUGAGACGUGAAGUUCAUACGCGAGAGCUACAGUUGAUGGAUGCUGUGAGAAGAAAAUACAUGGAGAAUCAGAGCAAGUUCAAGGAAGUUGAACUGAAGAGAAUGGAUGAUGAAAUACAGCGCAAGGUUAGAGCUUUACAAAUAUUUCGGCAUAUCAUGUAUUUGUAUCCUUUCUGCGGGAAUAACACGCCUAUAUCACCUACAGACCUAGCCAGGAGGGGGGUUUAUACCAGAAUACCAAUAUACUCUCGAUAUUACUCGCUCAAUAUGCCAGUUCACCUAUACAAUUCUAGGCUACAUCCGUCCGCUUGAGUACUUGAUCUUCGGUCAAAGCCUAUUUUAACAAUAAAAUUGUAUACCAUUAACCUAUUUUAACAAUAAUAUUGUAUACCAAUUAAACCACAUAAAGAUAAG